AUGGCGAUGCCCUACACGUGCUCUGAGUGCGGGAAAAGCUUCAGUCAGUGCUCAAGCCUUAUCACACAUCAGAGAAUCCACACCGGCGAGACGCCCUACACAUGCGCUGAGUGCGGGAAAAGCUUCAGUCUGCGCUCAAACCUUAUCACACAUCAGAGAAUCCACACAGGAGAGAAGCCCUACACAUGCGCUGAGUGCGGGAAAUGCUUCAUUCAGCGCUCACACCUUAUCAGACAUCAGAGAAUCCACACAGGAGACAGACACUACACAUGCCAUGAAUGUGGGAAAAGCUUCAAUCGGAGCUCUGCCCUUAUCAGACAUCAGACAAUCCACACAGGUGAGAAACCUUAUGAAUGCUCUGAGUGUGGGAAAUGCUUCAUCGAUAGUUCAGCCCUCAUCUCUCAUCAGCAAAUCCAUACCGGAAAAGCGCCCCACACAUGCUCAGAGUGUGGAAAAAGCUUCAGGCGGCGCUCUCACCUUAUCACACAUCAGAGAAUCCACACAGGACAGACGCCUUACACGUGCUCAGAGUGCGGGAAAAUCUUUAGUCAGAGCUCUCACCUUAUCAGACAUGAGAGAAUCCACACAGGACAGACGCCUUACACAUGCUCUGAGUGCGGGAAAAGCUUUAGUCAGAGCUCAGACAUUAUCAGACAUUGUAGAAUCCACACAGGACAGACGCUCUACACGUGCUCUGAGUGUGGGAAAAGCUUCAAUCAGAGCUCAAACCUUAUCAAACAUAGGAAAAUCCACAUGGGUGAGAAACCUUAUGGAUGCUCUAAGUGUGGGAAAUGUUUCUUUAAUCGUUCAGACCUCAUCUUACAUCAGAGAAUCCACACAGGGGAGAAGCCCUACACAUGCACUGAGUGCGGGAAAAGCUUUAGUCAGAGCUCAGACCUUAUCAGACAUCGUAGAAUCCACACAAAGGAGAAGCCCUACACGUGCGCUGAGUGUGGGAAAAGCUUUAGUCGGAGCUCAGACCUUAUCAGACAUCGUAGAAUCCACACAGGAGAGAAGCCCUACACAUGCUCUGAGUGUGGGAAAAGCUUCAAUCAGAGCUCAAACCUUAUCAAACAUAGGAAAAUCCACAUG
Mauremys reevesii (Reeves's turtle) is the source of this 1092-nucleotide messenger RNA. Its product is annotated as zinc finger protein 3-like. The annotation marks the transcript as partial. The transcript is spliced from 4 exons. Gene Ontology annotation, biological process: regulation of transcription by RNA polymerase II. NCBI's taxonomy places the organism in Eukaryota, Metazoa, Chordata, Testudines, Geoemydidae. Gene Ontology annotation, molecular function: RNA polymerase II cis-regulatory region sequence-specific DNA binding; DNA-binding transcription factor activity. The record is from RefSeq and is a predicted model, not a curated record.